AUGGAUACGCUGGUCAAAGUUGAUGACGAGCUGGUUCCCGUGGACCCUGCGCCGCAGUCAUAUGGCUCCAGGAAUGAGAGACGUGAGCGCCUCCAAGGCCUCCCGGUCUCCAUCAAUGGCAGGAUUUACUCGUCACCAGCAGACAAUUCAGACAACCCAACGUUGCCUCGGGUGCGAACGACACAAUCCAACACGUCGGUCCAUGACUGUAAUCGGUCUGGCGGAAAUUCGUCAAGUCAUGGAUACCCACGAGGCACACCCGAUCCGGCCGGGGGCACUGUCCAGCGCGACAAGGACGGCAAACUGAAUGGCGUGCUCAGAGGUGCCGUCUUUCGGAUAGUCUGGCCCUCUGUAGCGCGGGCAGCGAGCAUGAAAGAGAAGGAGGACGCCAUUCAGUCUCCCCUGAAGGCCUUCAAUGCCAUGGGAUAUACGGGUAUCGACUUGGCCAUGGACGACACCAUCUGGGAACCACUGGUGGCGUUGAGGAACGAUACAAACGGACUGCAAGGCAUGCGAAUAGCCGCAUACUGGCUCACGAAACCGACUGAUUCACCGGACAAGCUCCCUGCGCAGGUCGACGCUGCCGCAGAGUUGGCGAGGCAACACAGCGCAGAAACCACGACAGACUGUCGAGUCGGCGGCGUCAAGGUCAUCACCAUCACGGAUGGCAUCAUGGACACGUGCGCCGCGUCCCAGACAGAGCCGCACUACAAUGGCGAGAACGCAGACUCAUUGUGGCCAGGACACCUCCGCCAUCACGUCGUCGCCCGAGUCCACGCCACGGGAUUUCAAGUUGCCCUCCCACGCUGCCGACGGCGAAGCGCCCUUGGCACGGGCAUCCCAUGCACCUACCACUCCCCGUGA
Molecule: messenger RNA, 864 nt
Organism: Metarhizium album ARSEF 1941
Lineage: Eukaryota; Fungi; Ascomycota; Sordariomycetes; Hypocreales; Clavicipitaceae
Product: amidohydrolase family protein
Exons: 2
Coding region: 1-864 (287 amino acids)
Source: RefSeq, a predicted model, not a curated record